CAAAGUUUAAAUUGUCCCGACACUAAAGCAGCAUAUCCAUGUCUUAUUCUGUAUGGUUACGUCUUUAUUUUCAUCAUACGAGUACAUCUAGAUUCGGCACGAAUAUCUACACUUCACGAAAAGAUUGGCGCCAAGUUUGGAACACGAGAGUAUGAUAUAACGUAAAGUGUAAGUCGAGAAUUAUGAGUACAACAGUUCCCUUUUUUCUUUUUCUGUGCUCAACAGGACCCAAGAAGGCAUUUAAAAUUCAUCAUGCGUUUUUCUUUGAUAUUUUCACUUCUUUCCUUGGUCGGCUUAUCGAUUCAAGAAGAUUAUAGCAAUCCACUGAAAAGUUCCCAAGGAAGCGACCCCUUCAUCGUGACUGAUCUCGGCUACUACUAUCUCCUGACGAGUACUUGGUCUGAUGUCCAAAUUACCAGGGCCAAAACACUGGAGGGCCUUAAGACAGGCGAAAAGAAAGUCGUCUACAGGUCAGAAGAAAUAAUCCGUUGCUGCUAUCUAUGGUCGCCAGAACUGUGGAAAAUCGACGGUGUUUGGUACCUUUACUUCACCGCGGGAACCAAGGAGAGUCUUGAUGGUCAACGUGUUCACGUUCUUACCGGGGGAAAAUCUCCGUUCGACGAUUUCACCUACACAGCCCAAUUGACUCCCUCAUGGGGGAUUGAUGCCACCAUUUUCAGGACCCCAGAAAAGAAUUAUCUGGUCUGGUCCGGCAUAGCAAUGUGGCAAAGUCUUUUUAUCGCAGAACUUCUAACGCCUUCCACUAUUACAAGUCCCACUCUCCUCUCCGAGCCAACGAUUCCUUUGGAACAGGUUCAAAACCCAGUCAACGAAGGACCAGCAGCCCUUUACGCUGGCGGAAAGAGUUAUUUGACAUAUAGCGCAAGCGAUUGUUGGACAGCCGAUUACCAGCUUGGAUUACUGACGUGGGAUGGUGUUACCGAUCCACUUCGUGCUGAUGCUUGGACGAAGUCUGGCCCGGUAAUGAAUUCUGCGAAUGGAAAUUAUGGUACUGGACACAACGGAUUCUUCACUUCUUUUGAUCAAUCUGAGACCUGGAUUGUCUAUCAUGCUACUUCUAGGCCUUCUGGAAACGUGAGUUGAGAACUUCCUAAGAAAAUUUGCUUGAACAAAGCUGACUAGUCUUAGUGUGGUGCCCAGCGAUAUACGAUGGCACAGAAAAUGAACUUUAACGGUGAAGGCGCGCCUAUAUGGCCUGUAAUUGCGCCACCUUUGAACGCAACACUCCCAGGACCAGCUGGAGAAGACAUAGAAUUACAUUAGACUCUAGUGACUGGAAGACAACAUUCAUUUCAGUCAACACGCUGCGAUCAAUAGACACUUUAGAAAUUUGCUGUAUCACGAAUCAACACAAACAGCAUGAGUUGUAUUCCACAAUAAUGACAAAUCAACGAUUGGAAGAUUGUGCAACCUCAGCUAACCCAUCCCACUCAACAAUCUUGUUCCAGUAUCUCUCUCUAUUUCCAUCCCAAAUUGCCUUGAAACAUCUUCGCAAAUUUUCUGGAAUCGAUUUUCACCCCCUUCUCAUCGACAAAUAGUGCCAUCUGGCCGCACCUGCCCACAUGCCCUGGUCCGGGUGGCGGGAUCAAAUUCCAAUUUUACAAGUGGAGGGAUAAGAACGGAGACGAUGCAGAGUCCAAUAACACCAUACUUCUCUCGUGCACAUUUUGAUCACUUUCUUCGCCGUUGAUAGAUUCAAGUUUGGCGACGGUGUAGGGAUUUGAUUUGUGGAAGACCGCACGAAGAAUGUGUUUCUCAAUAGGUUGGUUGGGGUAGAGUGUAUUCCUUGCUGGGGUGAUGGAAGAAGAAUUCCAUGGGCGUCUAUACCUUUAUAUAAUAACAGGUCUUGGGAUCUGUACUACGUAUCUGCUGAGAUUAUCGGGGUCUGAAAUCCUGUGUUUCUAUGUUUCCAUUCAGUAUCAUUCAGUUGUGACGUGGUUUGAUAGGAUAACGUGAGACGCGUGAUAGCAUAGUGAAUUGGCA
Messenger RNA from Hymenoscyphus albidus, 2004 nucleotides. NCBI's taxonomy places the organism in Eukaryota, Fungi, Ascomycota, Leotiomycetes, Helotiales, Helotiaceae. The record is from the annotation of a GenBank genome assembly.